AUGGCUCAAGCUCUCGGCAACAUGCCGUCUUUAGCCGGCAAACUCCUCCGAGCUCCGGUCACCGGCCGGACGCCCUGCUCAGCCAACGUUGCCUGUGCCACCCCGCCCGAGGGUCCGUCGCUGGAUGAUCAGUCUGUCAUCAACGGCAAGAUUAUGCUGGGAGCUUUAUCGAGCAAGCUCACCAAGUCAGCAGUCAGCGCUCGUCGGUACACCGAAACGAAGCUUAAGCACUUUGGCGAGAUCAACGGCGAGGAAGGCGGUCAUGUCUAA
This is a messenger RNA of Colletotrichum costaricense, 270 nucleotides long. RefSeq lists its product as uncharacterized. The coding region runs from base 1 to 270 and encodes 89 amino acids. The record is from RefSeq and is a predicted model, not a curated record. The transcript has 3 exons. NCBI's taxonomy places the organism in Eukaryota, Fungi, Ascomycota, Sordariomycetes, Glomerellales, Glomerellaceae.